AUGUCAUGCCCUGCCGACAGCGAGAGUAGCCCCACUGGACCGACAAGGGAAGAAUAUGAUAACCACACUCUUGUGCCAGAAGAGGAAUUAGUCUCGCAAUGGAAGGGUCAUGAGGACGAUAAGACCGCUGAAACCGAGAGAGUGGCUAUAUUGCACCCGGAUAGCUCCACCAUAGAGCUAGCUGCUAACUUUCUUCUUAUUACACAGACGAAGUGUGAUCGCGUUAACCCGUGUUUGCAGUGCAUCAAGACGGGAUCGCAAUGUACCUACCAGCUGGGUUUGAAAGCCAAGGAAAAGCGGCAACGGAUCCUCAUCUCAAACGUAUACGAGAGUAGAAUGGAGCACAUUUCGAACAAGAUUGACAAGCUCAGCGAGAUGAUGAGGCAACUAAGUCAUGAGCGAACCAGUAACAGUGGCUUCGCGAGUUCAGCUGGAUUACGAUCGCCAUUACAUUCCUCUUUCCAGUCUAAGGAGUCGCAGGUUACCAGCAGCGACAACAAAACAGGCGCCAAAAGACCUCACCUGCCUUUAAAGGAAGUUAAGGAAGUUGAAGGCAUCGAAUCCACGUUGUUCUCCCAUGCCAUCUUCGCAACUAGGUAUCUUCAAACUGUCGUGGAGAACGACCCGUACUCGAACGUUGCUGCCGAAAUGACGUCGGCGCUGGAUGCCCUGCGGAGUAUGGUCAGCGCUCAGAAUCAGCAGAAUGAGACCCUAGAAGGUUCACCUCCGUUCUCGAAGGCGCUUCCUCCAGAGUUGAGUCUCAGGGGCCUACCUAUACCUUCCAUGGACCGAAUAUUGGCAUGCUUAAGGAUCGCUUACGAGCGUUCGCCGAAUGAGGUCUAUUGGCCCUUCGAAUUUGGAUCUCUGGGUGAUUUCACCGGAUAUGUCAUCAAGGCCUGCUCGCCCGGACCAGUGACGGACACAGAGCUGAUAAUUGUCCACUAUGGUCUUUACUGUCUCUUCACCGAAUGCUCCAGAGCCGUUGAAGAUGAGAUAGUCAAGCAGGAGUACGAGGCACAGGCAACCAUCUGCAAGGAAAGCCUCGAAACGAUCCUAUCCAACCUCUCCUUCCACAUCCCUACGAAUAUAGACUCUGUUGGUGCCAUGUACAUGGCUGCUAUUUACUGCCUGCAAUGUGGCAAACCCUUUGCGGCGUGGGCAUUCAUUUCUAGGGCUUCACUCAUGAGUCAGGCCCUUGGGAUGCAUAGCAGCUAUGUUAUGGCAACCGAACCUGCGGAAAAAGCGCAGCAGAAUCUACGGCUGUUCUGGGCACUCUAUGUCAUCGAGAAGGCAGUGUCGUUACGUCUCGGUAGAUGCUCCACAAUUCGAGACCACGACAUCACGGUUCCACGGUUGCUCCUCGACCGCAAGAUGAGUUCCCUGCUGUACAACAGGUUGCCAGACUGGAUCGAUCUUGCAAACCUCUACGGGCGAGUAUAUGACAAUAUAUAUAGUCCGAAUGCGUUGGCGCAGCCCGUCUCCGUCCGGGAGGCUCGUGCCAGAGCCCUGGCCGGUGAGCUUGAGAGAAUAAUGGCUGCGAGAGUGGAGUUCUACAAACGGCCAAACCAGUGGACUAGCCAUGCGAUACAUGCUGAACCGUGUAGGUUUAUCAUACAUGCUAACAGAGCUAUCGAGUACUCUAUCUUGGCCUGUAUCUAUAGAGGCAUCCCGUCGGGGGAAAGCUCUAGCUUGGCACCUUGUCCAGAAUGCAUCUCAGCUGCGAGAGCGACCCUAAAUGAGACCGAAGUGUGCAUCGCCAUGGUUUCAGACGCUACAUCGUGGUCUCUCAGCCUUGACAUGUGGGUCAACGAAGUCGUCAUAUUAGCACCGUUCAUGCCAUUUUUAAUCCUAUUCUGCAACAUCACUGAGACGUCCGACUUGUCAGACUUGGCUUACCUACAACGAUUAGUUGACGGCUUGCACUCAAUGGCUCAAUUCCCUCGCUAUGCCUCCUGCAGUAAGCAACUGCGCAUUUUGAAGACCCUGUGUGACGUUGCUGCGAAGUACGUUGAGGCCAAGGCAAGAAGUCAAUCAGGGGAUAUGGAUAGCGGUCAAUUCACCGACCUGGACAUGAACACAUACCUCAAUAGUGACACUGUUUGGUUUGGUUCUGGUCCACACUCCCCUUCGUUAUCAACGGCGCCAGAUUAUUGGUCACUCGACGGGACCCAAAAGCCUGUGGCAGCUCCUCCUGCUGGAGCAACGGAGGCCCAAGGCCAACAAGCGAUGAACCAAGCAACCGGAUUUCAGACAAGAGGGAACUCUUUUGCGAUGCAACAGCAGAUACGUGAUGGCUUUAUUACCGGGCAGGAUACUCCAGGCAUCCAGUUGGGUGAGUCAUCAGAUAAUGAGACUCCUGGAUGA
Molecule: messenger RNA, 2364 nt
Organism: Penicillium mononematosum
Lineage: Eukaryota; Fungi; Ascomycota; Eurotiomycetes; Eurotiales; Aspergillaceae
Product: putative C6 transcription factor
Exons: 7
Coding region: 1-2364 (787 amino acids)
Biological process (GO): regulation of DNA-templated transcription; DNA-templated transcription
Molecular function (GO): zinc ion binding; DNA binding; DNA-binding transcription factor activity, RNA polymerase II-specific
Source: RefSeq, a predicted model, not a curated record